Messenger RNA from Durusdinium trenchii, 4534 nucleotides. The record is from the annotation of a GenBank genome assembly. NCBI's taxonomy places the organism in Eukaryota, Dinophyceae, Suessiales, Symbiodiniaceae.
GGCAUCAAUGCCCGCGAUCUUGGCUCUAUCCGCUGACCGGUUAUUGAAUACCUUUGGAGUCCUUUUAGAUGUUUGAAGAUGGCUACGCCGCUGAACACGGCCUGGCAGACUCUCAUUGGAGCUGGCUAUGGGCCGGAAGUGGUGACGCAGCUCCGCGCCUUGGGACCUCAACAGCUCCAGGAGCUUGUGACACAAGGCUCCAGCAGUUCCAGCGCAGGCGUUGUGGCAGUUCAAGCUGCCUGGCUCCUGUGUACCCGGCACCCGCCUGGCUCCUGCCCAGAUUCGACCGGGUUGGUCGACCUCACAACUUCUCCUUCCCAUGCCGUGGGCGUCCGAGCCUUAACGGCACUGCUGAAGUGCGACUCUGCACGUUUGGUUCAGGUAGUGCCCCAGACCAGCUCCGCCCUCCGCACCGUGGCCUUCCAAGCCCUGGCUCGGUUGGGUCAUGGCUCCCUCCGUGGACUCGUGACACCUGAGCUGCUGGCGAGCUGUGAGAGGCACAUUGCCGCCAAGCUGCUGCUAAAGGGUUCCACUGAAGACCAGGCUGCCUUGGCGAAAGCUCAGUGGCCAGGUUUGGCUUCUUCGGCGUCCUUCAAGGCGGCCUUUUCCUUGGCCGCACGGAUGCCAUUGCUCGUGCUGCAGCUGCUGUCCAGCACGAUUCCGAAGCAUUGGCAGAAACAGCAAGUUGCUCAGGUUGUAUCCGUUGCCGUCGCUUCAUCUCCAGAUGCAGCAAUGACCAUCUUAGGAGAACUUGCAGAUCUUCCGAAAGCAUUCUUUUCAAAGGGCUUUGCCAUUUGCCUGCUGAAGGGACUUGCCAAAAAGCAACCUGCAGAGACUUUGCAAGAAUUCCGCCGCUGGCUUCCAGCCGAUGUGAAAGUCCGCUUGGGAGAUGCAACACCCUGGGGUGAACUGCUCACUAGUUGUGCACAAAGAGCAGCAAGAAGAGGCCAGAAUCUUUGGCAUGUGGCCAUUGAACUUGCGACAGAACUUGCUCGACUUGAUUCGCUGGCAGCGCCUGCCCUGUUCAAUGCUUUGAAGCUGCCAAAGGGAAUGGCAUUGUCCCACGAACAGUUGCGAAGCCUCUUCGGCAUCACGGAUCUCGGUCACUUGGGCCCGUUACUUUGUCCCUUGCGGCGAAGCACGGCUGAAGCAACGUUGGAUGCGGCUUUGUGCCAAAAACUGUCAGAGACCAAAGACGUCUCUUCCGCUCGGGGCGAGGUCCACAGCUUAGCCCAGUGGACACCUCAGGCACGAAAGCGGCUGGCCAAACGGCUUGCUACCCCAAAGCCGGAGGAAGUAGCUGGUGCUCCACCAUCCGAGGACUACCUGGAGAUUCUGAGCUGGCUCCCUGAAGAGGUCGAGGAGGUCAAGUCUCGUUGCAACAGUUCCAAUGGCCAAGCACGCGAGGCCGGCUUUAAAGCGCUCAUCCGCAAUGCUGCCCGUGAAACUCCCAGGACCAGUGAGGCCAUUGAGGAGGCCUUGCACUUCUUUGAGCGGCGCUUGAAGAACGAACAGGACAAUAUACGCGCAGAGGUCUUGCAGCAUAUGCAGGAUGUUGUGCCCCUUCGUUCCUGGAGCCCUUCACAUGUGGAGCCUUUAAGGCGGCUUUUAAUGUUCUCCAUGCAGGCGAAGGGUAGCAGUGCUUUGUCCUUGCAAGUCUGGGCAAAUGUCCUCGAGGUCUUGCUGGCUCACGGGGUCGCCAUGGCAAGCACCAACGAAAUGAAUGCUUGCGGUGCCCUUGGACUUGAAAUCCUGGAGCAGCUCCAGGGGGCCGCAGUUUGCAGCAAAGAGAUUCUUGCAAACAUGCACUUCGGCACCAAGGUUUUUGAGCGCCUCGCUCGGCUGGAAGAUCAAGAAAAGUCUGCAGCCUUUGGAACUCACGGCCUGGAUUGGUUGGUCUUGAGGUUCUUAAGGCCUGGCAUUGAAGAUCUGCUCAAGAAGGGCCAAGUCCAAGUGGCGGGCCAGUGGCUGGUCCGAUGGGAUACCACAAGCUUGACAUUGGAAAAAGCCAGGAGAGGCAGAGGGAGCGAAAGCAUGAUUUCACCAGCUUUGAGGUCACUCUUGCGGGAAGGCUUCAAAGCUGUGCGGGAUGCCAUGGGCAGUUGGUUCACCAGUUCGAGAAAGAUGCAGGAGUUGAUCCAGGAGUGCCUCCAGUGGGACCUAGAAGUGACGGCAACAGAGCGGACUGCUUGUCAAGUGGAGGCGCUCCAAUUCUUAUGUCAGAUGUGCAUGAAGUCGUCUUUGAUGCGUGUGAUUGACUGGACCUUGUGCACCCAGACCCCGUGGCAUGUAGGCUAUGCUUUUCAGUUCUUGGCUGGGCAUAGAGGCCUUUGGCUGCACAAACAUGACCCGCAACUGCAUAACGAACUUGUGAGGGCACUUUGCUGCAGCUGGCAAUGGAUGAAUGAGCGGCAGCGUUAUGCCUUUGUACACCAUGUUGUUAGAGUUGGCAAGGGCUGUUGUGGCUUCGGUUUGAGGAGCUUGGUGGAAUGUCUAUGGACCUGGCACUUUCGUUUGGAUGUAGAGCAGUUCACAGCCCAAAAAAUUAGACUUCGAGGCUCUUUAGAGAACUGCCUCCCCAAAAAGAGGCAGAAGAAAGUCAUUGUUCAAAGUCUGAUGGAGCACUGGGCCAGAGCGCCGCUGGAGGUCCGCUUGGAUCUCCUUUGUACUUCAUCGCUUUUGAUGCGCCGACUGCAAUACAAGGCUGAAUCCAUGGAAAUGCUUUUGCCAAGUGGCCCUUGUUCAAGCAAACUCUAUCACUUCAGAAGUCUUAUCAUGGACUCCAUCCCCUUACAUUUCUUUGACCGCUUUUCGGCUGAUCAAAGCUGUCCUCCCUUUUUCGCUUGGUCUCAAAGGCUGCAGACUGCCUUUGCAGAUUUCUGGCUUCUUCCAAACUUAACUGAGCAAAGUGUGGGGCUUUCUUUAAGGCCAGGUCAGAAUGAAAAGAUCUUUGUCAGAUGUGCCCAGCUUCUUUUGGCAUUACCUCAUGUUGAUCCAAAGCCUUUGGACAGUUUCGUGAAUUUUUGUGCCUCAACACAGGGGCAACAAGGGUCUUCAGGCACUGCAGAGCUGUCAACCGAACAGGCUUUCCUUCGUGGCAGUUGUGGUGCGCUGUUGGACCAGCUGGUGCUCGUAAUGGCCGCAUGUGAUCAGCCAAAGUCCAUUUUGUCGACUUUCCAGCGUCAGCUAGGCAAAGGUGUCUCAAAGCAAGUGGCCCGGAGCUUUGUACGCCUUUUGGGGCGAAUGGGGGGCCGGGAGGCCUCUGAAUUGGUGCUCCGCACCACGACUGGCCAGGCAUUCUUAGGCUUGAAGGUUGCAGAGCAGGUUGCGAUGGUCCGAUUGAUGGGCAAGUUCCUGGGAGAAUCUGCAGUGGAGCCGUUGAAAUCCAUUUGGCAGAACAAGUGUCAUCGGGAUGUCGGUGGCGCUGUCCUGACCCAGCUGUGCCACAGAAAGGUCUCUUCCAAAGCAUCAGCGGAGCUGCUCAAGGAUGCCUUCAUAGGUGCCAAAGAAGGCCGGGAGGAAGUCUUGUACCCUGUCCAGGUCACACUGAGGAAUUUGUGUGGCUCACCUUGCGAUGACAUGGUGGCAGAGCUUUUGCUUCCACUAUGCAGCUUGGACACCCUAAUGGAGUUUACCUUUGGUGCUUUUGCAGCUUGGGCCAAGAGUCGGCAAGGUCCAGAUCAAGUCUUGGCAGCUCGAGUAGCUGCUGCAAUCACAGAUGCUUUGUGUAGGAACCCACCGACCUCCGUCCCGGUGCACACUGAUAGAGCGACGAUCGCCGCAACGCGGUGCUUGGUGGACUUGGCAACCUUGGACCCCAGUUACCUCAAGGCAGCCCUGUCUCGGCUUUCAGAGACUGCGGCCAGGCCGUGUCGUUUGGCGCACAGGCGCCUUGACAUCAUGGUGCAAGAGUUGCGGCGCUCGCCGCAAGCGUCUUUGGCAGCUACAACGCUGUUGGAAGGGAAUGCGUGCGCGGUCAACCGGGGACUCAUGCCCUGGGCCUUCCAUCUCAGCUGGGAGGAUGGGAAGAAAUUGUUGGAAGAGUUGAGUCAGCUGCCUGCAGCUGUAGUUCAAGAGCCACUGUAUUUCAAGCAGAUGGUCAGAUGCUGUGUCGAAUCUCUGAAAUCCAGGAACGCAACUGAGGAAGAACUUGAGCAGACAGCUCGGAUCUUGGCGGGAUCCGAGGUCGGACGAUGGGCAGACGCUCGUUUGGUGAUGUUGAUUGCCAUGGCUCAAUGUACCAGCAGAGCCUACGAAUCUUUGGAGGCGGCCUUGACCACAGCUGGCCCCCUGUCCAAAGCAGUUCAACUGAUCCUAACUGACGAUUAUUUCUCUCUCCUGGUGCCUGGUAGUGGUCAGGAAGUCCAGGACAAUGAAGACGAUUUUUGUGAUGAUGAUGAGGAGGAGGAGGAGAUUGAGACAGUGUGAACAUGUUGCACAUGCCAAGGCAAAGCCUUGCCAGUCCGAGCUGGAAAGGGCAACAUGAGGUUCUAUGUGGGCAUGGGAGAGAGAAAGGACUUUGAGAGUUGAAUCG